Cucurbita moschata (crookneck pumpkin) is the source of this 2756-nucleotide messenger RNA. Its product is annotated as adoMet-dependent rRNA methyltransferase spb1-like. The record is from RefSeq and is a predicted model, not a curated record. Gene Ontology annotation, cellular component: nucleolus; nucleus; preribosome, large subunit precursor. The transcript is spliced from 11 exons. Gene Ontology annotation, biological process: maturation of LSU-rRNA from tricistronic rRNA transcript (SSU-rRNA, 5.8S rRNA, LSU-rRNA); maturation of 5.8S rRNA from tricistronic rRNA transcript (SSU-rRNA, 5.8S rRNA, LSU-rRNA); rRNA methylation. Gene Ontology annotation, molecular function: rRNA (uridine-2'-O-ribose)-methyltransferase activity; rRNA (guanine) methyltransferase activity. NCBI's taxonomy places the organism in Eukaryota, Viridiplantae, Streptophyta, Magnoliopsida, Cucurbitales, Cucurbitaceae. The coding region runs from base 1 to 2514 and encodes 837 amino acids.
AUGGGCAAGGUCAAGGGAAAGCAUCGUUUGGACAAGUACUACCGCCUUGCCAAAGAACAUGGCUAUCGCUCUCGUGCCUCCUGGAAACUCGCCCAGCUCGACUCCAAAUACAACUUCCUCCGUUCCUCCCAUGCCGUCCUCGAUCUCUGCGCCGCCCCUGGUGGUUGGAUGCAAGUCGCCGUUGAGCGGGUUCCCGUUGGUAGCCUCGUUGUCGGUGUCGAUUUGGUUCCUAUUGCGCCCGUUCGCGGUGCGCUCGCUAUUGAGCAGGAUAUCACCAGGCCGGAGUGCAAGGCGAGGCUCAAGAAGAUUAUGAAUGAGAAAGGAUGUGCUGCUUUUGAUUUGGUCUUGCACGAUGGGUCGCCGAAUGUUGGUGGAGCUUGGGCGCAGGAGGCUAUGAGCCAGAAUUCGUUGGUUAUUGAUUCUGUCAAAUUAGCUACUCAAUUACUGGCUCCUAAGGGUACAUUUGUUACCAAGGUUUUCAGGUCACAAGAUUACAGUUCUGUCCUAUAUUGUCUCAAGCAGUUGUUUGAAAAGGUCGAGGUGGAUAAACCAGCAGCAAGUCGAUCUGCAUCUGCUGAAAUUUAUGUUUUGGGUCUUAGGUAUAAGGCUCCUGCAAAGAUCGAUCCUCGUCUUCUUGAUGUGAAGCACCUAUUUCAAGGAUCUGUAGAACCCCAACGGAAGGUUGUGGAUGUACUUAGAGGAACAAAACAAAAGAGACAUCGUGAUGGGUAUGAAGAUGGAGAUAUGACUCUUCGGAAAGAAUCUUCUGCAUCUAAUUUCAUCUGGUCAGAUUCUCCUCUUGAGAUACUAGGAACUGUUACUACUAUAACUUUUAACGAUCCUGCUUGCUUGCCGAUUAAGGAUCAUGAAUUAACAACCGAAGAGGUUAAGACACUGUGUGAUGAUUUGGGUGUCUUGGGAAAGCAAGAUUUUAAGCAUCUGCUGAAGUGGCGAUUGCACAUAAGAAAGGCAUUAUCUCCCAAGCAAAAGGUUACGUCCACUUCUGUUAAUGAUGCUGAAAAUGAGGUUAAGCAAGAUGAAGAUGAUAAAUUACUAAACGAGAUGGAGGAGCUGACGUAUGCUAUGGAACGGAAGAAGAAAAGGGAAAAGAAGCUUCUUGCAAAAAGGAAAGCUAAGGACAAAGCUAGGAAAGCGUUGGGGAUGCAACUAGAUGUCAUGGAAGAUGGUUAUAUUGAUCACGAGUUAUUCUCUCUUUCUAACAUCAAGGGUAAGAAUGAUUUAAGAGUUGUUGAUUCAACUGAAUAUGAUGAUGAUAAUGAUGAGAUGGGAGAACAAGAAAAUGGUGUAACCAAAGAGGAAAACCAUGGGUCUUCAGAUAGUGAUAUUGACUCUGAUGAAGAGCGCAGAAGGUAUGAUGCACACAUGGAGGAAUUGUUGGACCAGGCUUAUGAAAGCUUUGUUGCCAGAAAGGAAGGAAGUACAAAGCAGCGAAAACGUGCAAAAAAAGCCUAUUCUGAUGAUGCCGAGCUGCUUAAGGAGGAUGAGAGUGGAGGUGAUGGUCCAUCUGAUUAUGACUCUGAUGAGAACCUGGUAGACGAGGAUAAGAAUCCACUGAUGGUAUCUCUUGAUGAUGGUGGAGUGCCAACUGAAGAGGAGAUCGCAAACAAGUGGUUCAGUCAGGAUAUUUUUGCUGAAGCAGUAGAGGAUGGAGAUUUGAAGGAGUUGGUGGAUAGCGAAGAUGAUAUGCAGAUUGAUAGACCAAAAGAAAAAGCUGCUGUUUCCAAGGAAGCCAAACCAAAUAUUUCAAAGAAAGAAAGAGAGAAGUCGAAAACUUCAACAAAUGCGAGAGAAACUGAUAAAGAAGACGAUGGAUUCGAGGUAGUCCCUGCCCCGGCUACGGAUUCAAGCGAUGAUUCAUCUUCUGAUGAAUCUGAGGAUGAAGAUCCUGACACAAAGGCUGAGAUAUUGGCAUGUGCAAAGAAAAUGCUGAGGAAAAAGCAAAGAGAGCAGAUUCUUGAUGAUGCUUACAACAAAUACAUGUUCGAUGAUACAGGCUUGCCCUCGUGGUUUUUGGAUGAGGAGCGAAGACACCGACAGCCAAUAAAGCCUAUAACCAAAGAGGAGGUUGCUGCAAUGAAAGCACAGUUUAAGGAAAUCGAUGCCCGCCCUGCUAAGAAGGUAGCUGAAGCUAAAGCACGCAAGAAACGAGUUGCAAUGAAGAAACUCGAGAAGGUUCGCAAGAAGGCAAAUUCCAUCUCAGACCAGGCUGAUAUAUCAGAUAGAUCAAAGAGGAAGAUGAUCGAUCAACUCUACAAAAAAGCAGUACCCGAGAGACCCAAAAAGGAAUUUGUGGUUGCAAAGAAAGGAGUUCAAGUCAGAGUUGGAAAGGGUAAAGUCUUGGUCGAUCGACGUAUGAAGAAGGACAUGAGGAAGCAUGGAAUGAGCAAGCAGGGAAAAGGUUCAAAGAAGGGAAAGGGAAAGGGAAAGAACUCCAAGGCUCCAAGAGGCAAGGGAGGACCUGCUAAGGCUUCGGGGAAGAAGGGAAGAAAAUGAAACAAAUGAAGAUGGAAUACAGAGAGAUGAAGCAUUCUCCCAAUUUAAUAUCUCUCGUGCAAAAUUUUGUAGUUGAUUCAAUUUUGAUGAAUUUUCUUUGUCGAUCAAGAGCUAUUUCGUGGAAGUUCAACAUAGCUUUUUAACUUAAAAAUGCAUUUUGUAGUAACAGAUGAAUGAUAAGUUAUUAUAAUCGCUAAGUGGACAAGACAUUAAUUAUCAUUCUAAAUAUCAUGUAUUUCUCA